Messenger RNA from Coccidioides immitis RS, 2400 nucleotides. Its product is annotated as hemolysin III family channel protein. Lineage: Eukaryota; Fungi; Ascomycota; Eurotiomycetes; Onygenales; Onygenaceae. Bases 537 to 2039 code for a protein of 500 amino acids. Gene Ontology annotation, cellular component: membrane. Gene Ontology annotation, molecular function: signaling receptor activity. The transcript is spliced from 2 exons. The record is from RefSeq and is a predicted model, not a curated record.
CAUCGAGUGUCACUGCGUUCGGGAUGGAUAAAAGCAUCGAUAUCAGCGUUUGUUGGGUUGGUGGGAGCUGAAGGAAGGGCUCAUCAAAGGAAUGGUGUCCAUGUUUCCUUUUGCUCCUCCAUCGACGCCAAGCGGCUGAGGAUCCGAUCGUCGUGGUCGCCGUGCUUGACUAGUUGCAAAUUUCUCUCAACUCCGAACCCCCUCACUUGUUUUGCCGGAUAUAUUCUCUUGAACCAGCCAUCCUUCAUCUUUGUCCUGCGUAGCUUAGGAUAUUGCCCGCUAGCCUCUUCCCAUAUGCGCGGGGAGGGUUGACGUGGCGUUGAAAUAUCCUUGCUCAUUCCUAUUUGUUCUCAAGUUAACUGCCUGCGCCCCGACUUUUCAUAUGAUUGCUGCCAAUUUCCCUAUAUCUGAACGUCUGCUGUCUCUGUCGUGGUCAAUUUUCGUGAGCCAGGCUUGAAAACGCAGCCGUUAGGGGUUCUGGGGUCCGGAAGCGCCCGUUGAAUCCCAUCGCUGCUCAAACCUCCCAAAUCGACAGAAUGGCUUGUUCUAGUCCUUCCAUGACGGUGGAAUCCCAUGCGGAUCGAGAAGACACAGGCGCGACAUCAGGAUUCUUUUCUCCAACGGAAAUCCUCCGUAAUCGGAGACGCAGACAUUCGUUUCAUUCCUCUCGCCGGCUUUCCUGCGAUUAUGAUGCCGAUGCUAUAUUUCUUCGGGUCGAAUUAUUUCUUGCUGACUUGGAACGGCGGCUACAAUGGCUGGAAGAUUACAGACAAUCCCACGUGGUAGAUAUUGAUUCUGGCUUGAAGAGAGCGUACGCCGCUUUGCAGGCGGUCCGAGACAAAUGCAGCCAUGCAUCUGGGGAACUGAUGGGUGGAGGGAAGCGCCGUGCAAGAAUUGUGGUGGAAACUAUGGAGGAACAGUAUAACCAUGCUCUCGCAACCAAAGAGACGUUGGAGCAAAAAGCUCAGGCUAGUAUGCGGCUGAUGGAGAGUUUCUUAUCGGAACUGGAAGCGAGUGUUCAUGCCGUCAAAGACAGAGGUAUAUACGUUGCCAUCGACGAGGGCUGGCGGGCAGUGGAUUCGGGCUUACACCAUGCGCGGGUUGUCCUUGACGAGGGCAUGGAACGUGCACGUCAUGCCCAAGUUGCACUCCGGGAAAGCAUCGAUCGCGCGAUCCAGUUAGCUCAAGAAAAGCGCCUCAUCACAUAUGCCGAUCUCCCCCACCCAUGGAGAGUGAACCCGCACAUCCUGGACGGUUAUCGAUUCACCACAUCCAAGAUUGAAUGCGUGACUUCGGUUUUCACCUUUUCGAAUGAGCUCGUGAACAUUUGGUCGCAUCUGAUUGGCCUAAUCAUAGUUCUAGCUGUGGCACUUUACUUCUACCCUCUGAGCCCGAACUUCUCCCUGAGCACCAAAGCCGACGUCGCUAUCGCUGCUAUAUUCUUCAUAGCCGCCUGCAAAUGCCUUGUUUGCAGCACAGUAUGGCACACAAUGAAUGGCAUUGCAUCGCAAUCCCUGAUGGAACGAUUCGCCUGUGUGGACUACACCGGAAUAUCCUUUCUGGUCGCUGCCUCUAUCGUUACCACUGAAUAUACCGCCUUCUACUGUGAAGCCUUGUCUCGCUGGAUUUACAUACUCAUGACCUCUUCCCUAGGCAUCGCUGGCAUCAUCCUUCCCUGGCAUCCCACCUUCAACCGUGCUGAUAUGGCCUGGGCACGUGUUGCUUUCUACGUGACUCUUGCUCUCACCGGGUUUGCGCCAAUCGUUCAACUGAGUCUCACCCGAGGACUGGCAUGGUCUCUCUAUUUUUACGCCCCCAUCAUGAAGAGCCUCCUGGUGUACCUAACCGGUGCUUGUAUAUACGCUUCCCAGGUGCCCGAGCGUUGGCGCCCUGGCUUCUUCGAUUACUUUGGGGGUAGCCAUAACAUUUGGCACAUCGCUGUGUUGGGUGGGAUCCUAUUCCACUACCAUGCGAUGCAAGAUCUUUUUGCGGGUGCUUUUGUUCGUGCUCAGGGUGAAUGCCCUAGUUUGGCUUAUUAGAAUAGACUAUACACAUAUAAUAACGACCGCACAAUGAAUGUUUCAGAGUUCCCUGUUGAAAUGUGACAUUUCUUGGUCUCUCUACUCCUGGUACCCUCAUACACCUUUUCACCCGAAAUGAGUAUCAAGAAUAGCUUUAUUCAGUUCAACAAGCCUUGGUCAUGAUGCCUUGUUGUCAAUAUAUACUUGACACGUUAAUUAGAAGCCUUCAGUCUAUGCUUUUGAGCGAUUCGGUGAGAUUUGACAUGUUGUCUUUUAUAAUAUUACCCAUUCAAAUUAGUUAUAUGAGGUAUUGGUGAUGGUGAAAUGAAACUGUUAGAUAAAGACAAAAUUAAAAGAUAUUUUUGUCCAAGUGAUAAAA